CCCCGGAAGUGCUUGAUCCCCGCGUUCCCGGCAGGCCCCGCGGCUCCGGAAGUACUAGCUACUAGCUCCGGUGUCCGGGCACGUCCCCUGCAGACAUGGAUCAGCCCCGCAGCCCCACCCCGGCGGCCCUCGGAUCCCUGGACCCCUCCCGACCUCCCCCAGCCUCGGUGACCCUGGCGCAGCUCCUGCAGCUGAUGGAGCGAGGACAGGAGCUCCCAGGCCUAGAGAAGCGCCACAUCACGGCCACCAACGGCGACCCCACGGCGUCCCGGCUCCCGCGAAGGCCGAAGCCCUGGGAGGCCGCCGCCCCGCAGCCCUCGGGCUCCUGAGGCCUCUGGUCCAGGGCGGCUCAGAUCCGGAGCGCCAGUGCCCCACACGGACUUGUGACCCUGCAAACAGGCCACUCCAUCUUUUAUGCGUUUGUCCUGACCAGAUACAACUGGACUGGAGUCUCCUCGGGGCUGCCCACUACUCAGAUUCUGGACCAGAUUCUCAGUUAAAAAUAAAACCCUGCUCCACCGGGGUCUACCGGAACGACCUUCCCACCAGUA
Messenger RNA from Chinchilla lanigera (long-tailed chinchilla), 551 nucleotides. RefSeq names its product chromosome unknown open reading frame, human C6orf226 (gene Pex39). The record is from RefSeq and is a predicted model, not a curated record. The transcript has a single exon. Lineage: Eukaryota; Metazoa; Chordata; Mammalia; Rodentia; Chinchillidae. Bases 96 to 329 code for a protein of 77 amino acids.